AUGAAAUUGCAAUUACAGGAUUUGUUGGUCCUUUCUGUAAUUUCUUUAAACCAAGUGGAAGCAUGGUCACCAUCAAAUAGUUAUGUCCCUGCAAAUGUGACAUGUGACGAUAACAUCAAUUUGAUUAGAGAAGCUAAUGAAUUAUCUCAAUCUGAAAUUGAUUGGUUGGAGAAAAGGGAUUCCUAUACAAGGAAUGCAUUGAGAUCAUUCUUACAACGUUCCACUUCAAAUUUUUCCGACAAUUCAUUAUUAGAUAGAUUAUUUCAGGGGUCAAAUUCGUCAAAUAUUCCAAAAAUUGGUGUGGCAUGUUCAGGUGGUGGUUAUCGUGCCAUGUUAAGUGGUGCUGGUAUGUUGUCUGCUAUGGAUAAUAGAACUGAAGGUGCUAAUGAGCAUGGUCUUGGUGGUCUUUUACAAAGUACUACUUAUUUAGCUGGUCUUUCAGGUGGGAACUGGUUAACUGGUACUCUUGCAUGGAAUAAUUGGACUUCAGUACAAGACAUUAUUAAUAAUAUGACUGUGGAUGAUUCCAUUUGGGAUAUUUCAGAUUCAAUUAUUAAUUCUGGUGGUUGGAAUAUUUUAUCUUCCGCGGAGAGAUGGGAUCAUAUCUCUGAUGCGGUUCAAGCCAAACAAGAUGCUGGAUUUAACAUCUCUAUGGCUGAUGUUUGGGGUAGAGCUUUAUCUUAUAAUUUCUUCCCGUCUCUUUAUCGUGGUGGUGUAGGUUACACUUGGUCCACUAUAAGAGACGCUGAUGUCUUUAAGAAUGGUGAAAUGCCAUUCCCAAUCUCUGUUGCGGAUGGUAGAUAUCCAGGUACUACAGUUAUUAAUUUAAAUGCUACUGUUUUCGAAUUUAAUCCAUUUGAAAUGGGUUCAUGGGAUCCAACUUUAAACAGUUUCACUGAUGUGAAAUAUUUAGGUACCAAUGUAUCAAAUGGUAAACCAAUCAAUGAAGGUACAUGUGUUGCUGGAUUCGAUAACACUGGAUUCAUUAUGGGUACAUCAUCAACUUUAUUUAAUCAAUUCUUACUACAAAUUAAUAAUACAAGUUUACCAUCUUUCAUUAGAAAUUUAGCAACUCAUUUCUUGAAAGAUUUAUCUGAAGAUUAUAAUGAUAUUGCCAUUUAUUCACCAAAUCCAUUUAAAGAUGCUGAAUUUAUUGGUUCAAACCAUUCUAAGAGUAUUGUUGAAUCCAAAGAUUUAUUCCUUGUUGACGGUGGUGAAGAUAAUCAAAAUAUCCCAUUAGUACCAUUAUUACAAGAGGAACGUAAUCUAGACGUAAUUUUUGCAUUAGAUAAUUCUGCUGAUACAAAUGAAUCAUGGCCAGAUGGUGCUUCCUUAGUUAACACAUAUCAACGUCAAUUUGGUAUUCAAGGUGAAAGUAUGACAUUCCCAUAUGUCCCAGAUGUGGAAACUUUUAUUAAUUUAGGUUUAAAUAAAAAACCAACAUUUUUCGGUUGUGAUGCAAGAAAUUUAACUGAUUUGAGUUAUGUCCCACCUUUAAUUGUUUAUAUUCCAAACACAAGAUAUUCAUUCAACAGUAACCAAAGUACAUUUAAGAUGUCUUAUUCCACAUCUGAACGUCUUAACAUGAUUAAGAAUGGGUUUGAAGCUACAACAAGAGGUAAUUUUACUGAUGAUGAAGAUUUCCUUGGUUGCGUUGGUUGUGCCAUCAUGAGACGUAAACAACAAAGUUUGAAUGAAACAUUACCAUCUGAAUGUGAAAGAUGUUUCACUAAUUAUUGUUGGAAUGGUACUCGUGAUAGUAGACCAGUGAGUGGUAUUAAUAAUAGUGACUUUUCAUCUUCUGCAUCAAUUGCCUUGGCUGCUGAAGCAACAAGUGCUGCUUCUGCUUCUGGUUCCUCGUCUACCACUCAAAGUAGUGCUACGAAGAGGAACGGUGCUAUAAACAUGGAAAGUUCUAAAUCAUUCAUGUUUAUUUUCACAAUCUUCAACAUUGUAUUAAACAUGCUAUGA
This is a messenger RNA of Naumovozyma dairenensis CBS 421, 1971 nucleotides long. RefSeq names its product lysophospholipase family protein. Gene Ontology annotation, biological process: glycerophospholipid catabolic process. Gene Ontology annotation, cellular component: extracellular region; cytosol; plasma membrane. Bases 1 to 1971 code for a protein of 656 amino acids. The transcript has a single exon. Lineage: Eukaryota; Fungi; Ascomycota; Saccharomycetes; Saccharomycetales; Saccharomycetaceae. Gene Ontology annotation, molecular function: A2-type glycerophospholipase activity. The record is from RefSeq and is a predicted model, not a curated record.